AUGAAUGUUUCAACUUAUAACAUAAGGCCUAUUUAUAGAUCUCACAGGUUGAUCAGAAGUCGACUGUGUUUUUGUAUAUUGAAUCCAUUGGCAGUAAGGUUUUAUUCGCUGAAAAAUUUCUCUAGUUCCAACAAUCCAAUUGCAAAUUCGAACGAAAAGCUGUCACAUCAUGAUGAGAAACUUAGAGAGAUAAUAGAGACAACUAACUUUGGAUCUGAGCUACGUAAAAAGAAGGAAAUGCAUGACAAAAAGUUGCAUGAACAAAAGGCCUACGAGAAAUAUGAGAAAGAGGCCGAAGGUAAGGAAACACCCCAAGAAAAAGGGCAAGAAGAGGACAGUGUAAGUAAUAGCGACAAGUCGACCCCUGAAGAAGAGGUAAAGGCAAAUGAUGGUUCUAUUAUUGCAUCAGAAAUAAGUGAAGAUAUUCAGAGAGAAAUCGGUAAUUUACCAUCGCAGAAAGAAACGAGACGAUAUCAACUUUCUAAAAAGCUAGAAGAGUACUUGGAUUCGUUGCAAGACACAAUAUUCACAGCCACGAGGGCUCUUAAUGAUGUCACAGGCUACUCGUCAAUUGAACAAUUGAAAAAAUCGAUCAAUGACUUGGAGGUUCAACUAAAAAACGAAAAAGACAACGUUAAGAAAUGUAAAGAUCUUUACUCCCAGGCUAUUUUGCGCCGUUCAUUGCUGCAGCGAGAAAUCAAUGAGCUCCUUACCAGAAAGCAUAACUGGUCCCCAGAUGACCUAGAACGGUUCACUACGCUCUACCGUAACGAUCAUGUCAACGAACAAGAAGAACUGAAUACGCAUAACGCGCUAAACGACGCCGAGCUGAAAGUCGAUGCCAUCCAGCUCAAACUCACCCAGCUGAUUUUGACCAGGUACCACGAGGAACAAAUAUGGUCCGAUAAGAUCAGAAGGGCCUCCACAUGGGGUACAUGGAUCCUUAUGGGCAUCAAUCUUUUUCUUUUUAUCCUCGCAACCUUCUUGGUCGAACCCUGGAAACGUAAGCGUCUCGUCGGCUCCUUUGAAGACAAAGUCAAGCAAGCGAUCUUUGAAAUGUCGGAAGUACAAGAAGGAAAAUGGGACCAAAUGAUAUUGCAGCAAAAAGAAUCGGCCGCUCAACAGUCUGUUUCGACCCUCAAAUCAUGGUGGUUUAAUUCCGACGACGAUUCAGAGCCCAACAAAUCUUCGGUAUACCCAAUGAUCUUGACUCCAGUGGAUAACUCCUGGCAGGGCCUCAAGACAACCAUUCGCAGUCACUACAACGCAUUAAGAUCAUCCACCAUCAGCACACUACAAUUCGAAAAAUACGAGUUUGCCUGGUUUGCUACUACGAUUACAAUAUUAGGAUGUGCUUUAGGAAGCAUUUUGACGGUAUAUUUCAAAUAA
Molecule: messenger RNA, 1389 nt
Organism: Debaryomyces hansenii CBS767
Lineage: Eukaryota; Fungi; Ascomycota; Pichiomycetes; Serinales; Debaryomycetaceae
Gene: SHE9
Product: She9p
Exons: 1
Coding region: 1-1389 (462 amino acids)
Biological process (GO): inner mitochondrial membrane organization
Cellular component (GO): mitochondrial inner membrane
Source: RefSeq, a predicted model, not a curated record